AUGAUCAUAAGCAUCGCUCUGAUAUGGGCAGUGAUGGUGGGGUUCUGCUGCAUCCUUUGGUUGGCUGUAGGGAUACGUCGCAGGCAGCCAAGAGAGCCCGCAGUUGAAAACGGCUUCAUCCCCUAUCUUGGUUGCGCCUUGCAAUUCGGGGCCAACCCUCUCCAGUUCCUCCAUAGUCGUCAAAAGAAGUACGGCCACAUUUUCACAUGCAAGAUCGCGGGCCAGUACAUUCACUUCCUGUGUGACCCCUUCUCUUACCACUCAGUCAUCCGACAAGGUAGACACCUGGACUGGAGGAAAUUCCACUUUGCUACAUCAGUAAAGGCAUUUGGCCACGACAGCUUCGACCCUCGGCACGGCCACACCACAGAAAAUCUCCACCAGACAUUUCUGAAGACACUGCAAGGAGAAGCAUUGCCUUCCCUGAUUGAGAGCAUGAUGGGACACCUCCAAGAUGUCAUGUUAAAGUCCAACACACUCAGUCCCAGCAAGGAUAACUGGGAAGUGGACGGCAUAUUUGCUUUUUGCUACAAGGUGAUGUUUGAAUCAGGUUACCUGACAUUGUUCGGUAAAGAGCUCGGCGAGGAUAAGGGCCAGACCCGGCUGGCUGCUCAGAAGGCCUUGGUGCUGAACGCCUUGGAGAAUUUCAAAGAGUUUGACAAGAUCUUCCCAGCUUUGGUGGCUGGCCUGCCUAUCCACGUCUUCAAAAGUGCCUACAGCGCCAGAGAGAAUCUAGCCAAAACAAUGCACGCCGAGAAGCUGUCCAGGCGGGAGAAUGUUUCGGAUCUGAUCUCCAUGAGGAUGAUCCUCAACGAUUCCUUAUCCACCUUCAAUGAUUUGAGCAAGGCGAGAACUCACGUUGCUCUGCUCUGGGCUUCGCAGGCGAAUACCUUACCUGCAACUUUUUGGAGUCUUUUUUACAUGAUUAGGAGCCCAGAUGCAAUGAAAGCAGCUCGUGAGGAGGUGCAGAGAGUUCUGGCGGCUUCGUGUCAGACCGUUAACCCAAAUGACCCCACGUUGAGCUUGAAAAGGGAGCAACUGGACAACAUGCCUGUUUUGGACAGCAUCAUAAAGGAAGCCAUGCGUCUAUCCAGCGCGUCCAUGAACGUGCGGAUUGCCAAAGAGGACUUUUUACUUCACCUCGACAACCAGGAGGCUUACCGAAUUAGGAAAGACGACGUCAUAGCGCUUUACCCACCCAUGCUACACUACGAUCCAGAGAUCUACGAAGACCCAUACGAGUAUAAAUUCGACCGAUUCCUGGAUGAAAACGGGCAAGAGAAAAGCACUUUUUAUCGCAACGGAAGGAAAUUACGUUACUUUUGCAUGCCCUUCGGCUCCGGGGUCACCAAAUGCCCCGGUCGAUUUUUUGCCAUGUAUGAAAUUAAGCAGUUCUUGACGCUGGUUUUGUCUUAUUUUGAAAUGGAACUUCUGGAUCCCGCGAUCAAAGUCCCGCCUCUUGACCAGUCACGCGCCGGUUUAGGAAUCCUUCAACCGACGUAUGAUAUCGAUUUUAGAUACAAAUUGAAAUGCAACUUUUAA
Messenger RNA from Nerophis lumbriciformis (worm pipefish), 1542 nucleotides. Lineage: Eukaryota; Metazoa; Chordata; Actinopteri; Syngnathiformes; Syngnathidae. The record is from RefSeq and is a predicted model, not a curated record.